AUGGAAAAUGGCAGGCAAAUCACGGAGGCGCUCCAACUGUAUCUACAUGCCCAGAGACGUCUUCGUGAACAGUUGGAGAUUCAGAGGAAUUUACAGUGUCGAAUCAAAGAACAAAGGAAGCAACUCGAGAAGAUGUUUGAUCAACAAAAAACAAGUAAUAACUUGUUGAAAACACAGACCUUGGACAUUCCGUGCAAUGAAGGUGGCCUAUCAAAUAGUCUUUGUGAUACUCAGGUUUCAGCUUAUGAAGGCUCUGGAAACACUCAACUUUCCAUUCAAGAUAAGUCAGCCCAAGAAAGCAAAUUGUUCAAUGCUCAUUCUCACACAUAA
Molecule: messenger RNA, 330 nt
Organism: Prunus avium (sweet cherry)
Lineage: Eukaryota; Viridiplantae; Streptophyta; Magnoliopsida; Rosales; Rosaceae
Source: RefSeq, a predicted model, not a curated record